UGAGCAAAAUGGGAAAUGGUUCAGUGAAACCCAAACAUUCCAAGCAUCCAGAUGGCCGCUCUGGGAACCUCACCACCGAUGCCCUGCGGAGCAAGGUGACAGAGCUGGAGCGAGAGCUGAGGAGGAAGGAUGCUGAGAUCCAGGAGCGGGAGUACCAUUUGAAGGAGCUGCGGGAGCAGCUGUCGAAGCAGACUGUAACCAUUGCAGAGCUCACAGAGGAGCUCCAGAACAAGUGCAUCCAGCUGAACAAGCUUCAGGAUGUGGUGCAUAUGCAGGGAGGAAGCCCGCUGCAGGCAUCUCCAGAUAAAGUGCCUCUUGAGGUCCACCGGAAGACCUCAGGAUUGGUCUCUCUCCAUAGCAGGAGGGGAGCAAAGGCUGGGGUGUCUGCUGAGCCAACAACCAGAACCUAUGACCUCAACAAACCCCCUGAAUUUUCCUUUGAGAAAGCAAGAGUCAGAAAGGAUUCCAGUGAGAAGAAGCUCAUUACAGACGCUCUUAACAAAAAUCAGUUUCUGAAGAGGCUGGAUCCUCAGCAGAUCAAAGACAUGGUGGAAUGCAUGUAUGGGAGAAACUACCAGCAAGGGAGUUACAUUAUUAAGCAAGGAGAACCCGGAAACCAUAUCUUUGUGCUGGCAGAGGGCCGACUGGAGGUGUUCCAAGGGGAGAAAUUGCUAUCAUCCAUCCCUAUGUGGACCACGUUUGGAGAACUAGCCAUUUUAUACAACUGUACAAGGACUGCCUCUGUGAAAGCUAUUACCAAUGUUAAAACUUGGGCACUAGAUCGAGAGGUAUUCCAGAAUAUAAUGAGAAGGACAGCUCAAGCUAGAGAUGAACAGUACAGAAACUUCCUUAGAAGUGUAUCCUUGCUGAAGAAUUUACCUGAAGAUAAAUUAACCAAGAUCAUUGACUGCUUGGAAGUGGAAUACUAUGACAAAGGAGACUACAUUAUUAGAGAGGGCGAGGAAGGAAGUACCUUUUUCAUUUUAGCAAAAGGAAAGGUAAAAGUCACCCAGAGUACAGAGGGCCAUGAUCAACCACAACUGAUAAAAACACUGCAGAAAGGAGAAUAUUUUGGAGAAAAAGCUCUUAUCAGUGAAGAUGUCAGAUCAGCUAACAUUAUUGCUGAAGAAAAUGAUGUCGCAUGCCUGGUUAUAGAUCGAGAAACGUUCAACCAAACAGUCGGGACUUUUGAAGAACUCCAAAAAUACCUUGAAGGGUAUGUGGCAAACCUGAACCGUGAUGAUGAAAAAAGACAUGCGAAGAGAUCCAUGUCUAACUGGAAGCUGUCCAAAGCAGUCUCUCUGGAGAUGAUUCAACUGAAGGAGAAGGUGGCCAGAUUUUCCUCGUCAUCCCCAUUCCAGAACCUUGAGAUUAUUGCAACACUGGGCGUUGGUGGGUUCGGAAGAGUUGAGCUUGUGAAGGUAAAAAAUGAGAAUGUUGCUUUUGCUAUGAAGUGUAUAAAGAAGAGGCACAUAGUUGACACUAAGCAGCAGGAGCAUGUCUACUCAGAAAAGAGGAUUUUGGAAGAGCUGUGUUCUCCCUUCAUUGUGAAGUUAUAUCGUACUUUCAAGGAUAAUAAAUACGUAUACAUGCUUCUGGAGGCCUGCUUAGGUGGGGAGCUAUGGAGUAUAUUAAGGGACAGAGGCAGCUUUGAUGAAGCCACCUCCAAGUUCUGUGUUGCUUGUGUGACAGAAGCAUUUGAUUACCUGCAUCGACUGGGUAUUAUCUACAGAGACCUGAAACCAGAAAACUUAAUUCUAGAUGCUGAGGGUUAUCUUAAAUUGGUUGACUUUGGAUUUGCUAAGAAAAUAGGAUCUGGACAGAAAACAUGGACAUUCUGUGGAACUCCAGAGUAUGUAGCUCCUGAAGUCAUUCUUAACAAAGGACAUGACUUCAGUGUGGAUUUUUGGUCCCUGGGAAUUCUGGUGUAUGAGCUCCUAACGGGCAACCCGCCCUUUUCUGGGAUUGACCAAAUGAUGACCUAUAAUUUGAUUCUCAAAGGAAUUGAGAAAAUGGAUUUUCCCAGAAAAAUAUCAAGACGACCUGAGGAUUUGAUUCGGAGGCUUUGCAGGCAAAAUCCAACAGAAAGACUGGGAAAUCUGAAGAAUGGAAUCAAUGACAUUAAGAAACACAGGUGGUUGCAUGGUUUCAAUUGGGAAGGGCUGAAAGCACGGAACCUCGCAUCACCUUUACAAAGAGAGCUCAGUGGACCCACAGAUCACAGCUACUUUGACAAAUAUCCUCCUGAGAAGGGAGUGCCUCCGGAUGAGCUGUCAGGCUGGGAUAAAGACUUCUGACAGAAAAAAAGAUGAUUACUGCCUAUCUACCACAGAAGAGGACUAUGAGCACCAAUAAUCCAACACUGAUUAUUUCUCUUUUUCGAGUAUUAUAAUAUCUUUUGGAAGACCUUUAGGGAAAAGUAAUCCCUGCCCGUGAGCUGAGAUGGACGAUAGUGGAUAUGGAGGUGGUUCUGAAUUAUAAUGUCUCAUUUAGUGCUGUGAAUUAUUCAUGUAUUCCAUUCUUUGCUUUUCUCAAAUGUUGAAGGCUAUCCAUAGUUGGAACCAUUUUUGUUGAAGGGGCAUAGUGUCCUCUGCAGUCUGUUGCUCCAUCCCAGUCAUACCAUCUCCUUUGAGUCCUAAAAAGGCUUAAAAAGUGUCUUGCCCUUGAGCAAUAAAUCAUGCAAAUAGAAAGAAGAGCAAGGUGAAUUUUGCAAGGGAGUAUUUCCCCUGCUCUCAACAACUCCCUGAAGGCAUUAUGGCAUCGUCAAGUGGUGGUUUGCAGAAAUCUUGGUAGUCAGUAGAGCUCUUGAUUUUACCUGCAUUCAACUAGAAAUAUAUUAAUAUGCUUCCAAUACUAGUCUGGGGAAAGGCAAGUUUGAGUGUUUAGUCAGUACUUACCACUCCCUAAAAUAAAUGAGUUAAUUAAUGCAAGCAGCUAGUUAUAUUCUAUUGGGGAUCUUAGAAAAAAUAAACAGCAAAAAAUAUUUUUCAUUCUCCUGUGACCUCUGUGACACCUCA
This is a messenger RNA of Ceratotherium simum simum (southern white rhinoceros), 3017 nucleotides long. It is a transcript of the gene PRKG2, whose product is annotated as protein kinase cGMP-dependent 2. NCBI's taxonomy places the organism in Eukaryota, Metazoa, Chordata, Mammalia, Perissodactyla, Rhinocerotidae. Gene Ontology annotation, molecular function: cGMP-dependent protein kinase activity; ATP binding. The record is from RefSeq and is a predicted model, not a curated record. Gene Ontology annotation, biological process: protein phosphorylation.